AGAGCGCUGUUAACUUUUUCAUUCAUUUAAAUUGUUAUCUUGCAAAGCAGCUCUCUAAGUAAAAUGUUACGUCUCAUUAUAAUUUUUAAUCUUUCCGUGCAGUGUUUACGAAAAAUAAAAAAAAACCGAUAAUAAUAUUGAAUUAUUAAAAAAUUAUGGCCCUACCUGUAAAAUUAUUUACAGCUUCACGCAAUGGCCAACGUUGGUUUGCUACCGGAACUCGUUUAAUGGAUUCGCACGGCAAAGGAAAGGAUAUUGUUGAGGUACCCAAGGGCUAUAUAUAUAUGUAAACAAUAAAGAGAAGUAUGGAAUCCAAGGAUUUAACGGAUAGAGCAGCAAGUACUGUCACAUUGGCUCACAACUUUAAAGAGCCGGCAACUAUUAAUUAUCCUUUGGAAAAGGGACCUUUGUCACGACGUUUCCAUGGCGAACAUGCUUUGCGCCGUUAUCCCAGCGGUGAGGAACGUUGCAUCGCUUGUAAAUUAUGUGAAGCCAUAUGUCCGGCACAGGCUAUAACUAUAGAAGCUGAGGAGCGAGCUGAUGGAAGUCGUCGUACCACACGCUAUGAUAUUGAUAUGACCAAGUGCAUCUAUUGCGGCUUUUGCCAAGAAACAUGUCCUGUAGACGCUAUGGUACGAGGUCCGAAUUUUGAAUUCUCUACGGAAACACAUGAAGAGCUAUUGUACAAUAAAGAGAAGUUGCUCAACAACGGUGACAAGUGGGAAUCUGAAAUAGCCUCCAAUUUGCAAGCUGAUCAUUUGUAUCGCUAAAGAGUUUUAUUGUUUCUUUACGACUGCAAGAUGUGCGUUGUAAUUUAAAUAAAUGUUAAAUUCAAAAUUA
This is a messenger RNA of Glossina fuscipes, 840 nucleotides long. RefSeq names its product NADH-quinone oxidoreductase subunit I-like. Lineage: Eukaryota; Metazoa; Arthropoda; Insecta; Diptera; Glossinidae. Gene Ontology annotation, biological process: mitochondrial electron transport, NADH to ubiquinone; mitochondrial respiratory chain complex I assembly. Gene Ontology annotation, cellular component: membrane. Gene Ontology annotation, molecular function: NADH dehydrogenase activity; 4 iron, 4 sulfur cluster binding. The transcript is spliced from 3 exons. The record is from RefSeq and is a predicted model, not a curated record.